AUGGGUUGUGCUCAGCGGAGGCAUCAUUCUGCAGGCGUAAACGUUUCCGGUGCACCAAAGGAGAUUGCAACACAAUUCCCACCGAAAGGGACGGUUACACAAACUACAACUGGAGUGAAAGUUCCAAAGAUACCUGCUCCCCCGGUGCCCGCAACAUCUAUUGUUCCUGUGCAGCCUCCUAGGGCACCCACACCAAAGAAACCUGCCGCUCCGGCUGUGGUUCCAACCGCUCCUGCUGUGGUUCCAACCGCUCCUGCUGUGGCUCCAACCGCUCCUGCUGUGGUUCCAAGCGCUACUGCUGUGGCUCCAACCGUCGCUUCUGUGGCUCCAAGCGCUACUGCUGUGGCUCCAACCGUCGCUUCUGUGGCUCCAAGCGCUACUGCUGUGGCUCCAACCGUCGCUUCUGUGGCUCCAAGCGCUACUGCUGUGGAUGCAAUCGCUCCGGCCGUUCCGCCUCCAAGCACACUACCACAGCCAAGUUCGAACAAAGUACCAGAGACUAUGGAAAAAAAACACCGGCUUUGCCGACCCCCCAUGACAAAUCCGUCAAAUCGGUGUUCUUAG
This is a messenger RNA of Ostertagia ostertagi, 564 nucleotides long. The record is from the annotation of a GenBank genome assembly. Lineage: Eukaryota; Metazoa; Nematoda; Chromadorea; Rhabditida; Trichostrongylidae.